Messenger RNA from Maniola jurtina (meadow brown), 8326 nucleotides. RefSeq lists its product as uncharacterized. The record is from RefSeq and is a predicted model, not a curated record. The transcript is spliced from 42 exons. Bases 149 to 8173 code for a protein of 2674 amino acids. Gene Ontology annotation, molecular function: protein binding. Lineage: Eukaryota; Metazoa; Arthropoda; Insecta; Lepidoptera; Nymphalidae.
UUUAUCCAUUUAUUGUAGAGUUAAAUUUUGUAUUCUCUGAUAAAAUAACACGCAUUCUAAAUAGUUCUAAAUCAAAAGUCAUGGAAUUGAAAUCAUAACCUGUAGAAAAAAGUACCCUCUUUCAGACGAAUAAAUAAAUUAUAAAACGAUGCAAAAGUUACAAGAAAGUGUAUUUUCUAUUGUUAAAACUACCAGUUUAUCGCCUGCUGUGUUUAGUUUUCUGCAACCAACUGAAGAUUUUUCAGACAAGACCUUGCCAUUGGGUGGAAUCCUCCGUGACACGAAGUAUGGAUGGCUCGCACUGGGUCCGAAGUUCUGCGUCGUAGAUUUAAGAAGCGGCUUAAAAGUAGCUGCAAGAACCUUUGGAAAUGGCGCGAGUAACUGCUUAAAUGUCACGAGUGUGGUUGAACUACCCACUCCUCUAACGGAUAACUCUCAACAGCUGAUUAUCAGCUUAGAACUUGAUGGCAACGAAGGACUAAUAUGUGUGUUCCACAUUAAUGGAUCACAGCUACUCCGUUGUAUAAAGACAGACGUUGUUAUCACGGAGCUGGCAAUCUGUGACGAUGUGCCUAGUGGGCCACUUAUGUGUUUUGAUGGACUGGUCAUGGCAGGGACUUGUCGUGGAGAGGUCCUUGUGUUUGAUCUCAACAGAACUAGCUUGAUACAAGCUUUGAAAGACAUAUCGCAAGGUUGUGAAGACCUAGUCAGAAAUGAAGAGAACUCAACUAAUAUUACAUACCUACCCCUCAAAGCAUUACACAAAAUUGAGCGCCAAAGGGAGUCAGCUGUCAAAAAUGAUGAACACAUAGGCUUACUUUUGAAUGAAGACUCAUAUACAGAAACAGAAUAUUAUUUGCGCGAUCCUGAUGGCACAGCCCUAAUGCAUGCCUUGCAAAGUAAAGUAAGAGUAACAGUACUCCAAUAUAUUCCUCAGUUGGGUAGUCUGGCUGUGGGAUUCAACUUUGGGGCAUUCCAAAUCUGGAAUAUGUUGAAUUUGGAAUUGGAAUUUACAUCACAAUUCAGUACCAAAUAUGUGCCGGUUACACAUUUUGGAUUCCAGGAGCCCUGUGAUGACCCCCGAGCUUUUUGUUAUCUGUGGGUCGUAUUCUCUGACACAGAUAGAUUUGGGAAUAAAUUUCCCUUGGCUGUGAUGUAUUCCUUGACUUAUCAGGGGAAGAGAAUGUUGACGGAGACCAAAUCAUUAUACCAGGAUUUCCUGAUGGCUACAGUCCGUUUCCAAGUGGAGCUGUGUGCAAUAGAAGAUGAAUCACAAUUUAUCGGCGCUCGCUGCCUCUCAUGUCACUCUUACUCCAUCAGUUCUACUUUAGGGGAAGAAGGAGAAGAUACAAUGUUGAACCUCUGUCAACUGGUGUGGGAGUGUUGGGGAGCGACGUCAGCUUGUAUACAGUAUGGCAUGCUGUUAUUUGAUUUAGACCAAUGGUACAAGGAUCAAAUGCCCGCAACAUGUGAGCUGGAAAGUAAUGCGUUCAUGAGCGUGGCCAGAUGUCCUGAGAUCAGUCGUGGCGCGUGUCUCACACUGGACCUGCGGCUGGACCCCGCGUCCGUGUCGCCUUACUCCCACGCGACCAGACUAGAGGAGCAUUUCUACCCUAACUCACUUCAGUAUAACUGUGUGUGCCUCAACACAUCGGAGGCGUCGUCCAUCCACACGGUGGGCGUGCAGCGUCAGAUUUUGCGGUCUAUGUGCGCAGCGGGCCCCAGCUGUUUGUUAAAUCCUGCGCGCUUGCACGCUAUGUGUCGCGCCGCCGGCCUCGCGCCUCUCUACUGCAACGUGCACGCGACCUACGCGCCCACACCGGAGGAACAACGUCACUUUCUACUAUCUGUGGCGUUAGAAGCUCGCCUGUCCCGAUUUCUAAAACGUUGCGCCCACGACUGGGCUACCGGAACACACAGUGGGGUUGGAUGUACACUCACAUUUUUGGUGGAUUGGUGUUGGAAACGAGCAAUCGAGCUGAAGGAAAACGCAAAGGAACUGACGGCGCCGCUGUUCACGUCCUCCACUUUACCAGACAGGAAUGUAGUCCGUUGCUUGGAACACUGCGUGCAACAGCUGACGGCCCUCACGGGGCUUUUGGACGCUGUGCUCACCAAGUGCUGUAACCUGGUUGUGCCUGACGCGCUAAGCGAAAUGGAAGAAAAGUAUAAAGGCAUAGGCACAGUGUCGCUCUACUUCCAAGUUGUGCAGUGGUUUGUGCGCGUGGGCUUGCUGCCCGAGCGGUUGCACUCCUACGAAGCCUUGCCCUACCCCGCGCCUCAACUCUACGCUACUUACAAGAAACGCCGUUUAAAACUUCAUAGACUGCAAGAUAAAUCGGAAGAGGAAUCAGAAAACAAGUCCUGUCCUCUUCUUUACAUUGAUCAACUCAUCGAACACGAGUUUGGCGGUGAAAGAGUACAUACAAUGUGGAUAAAAGGUGGAAGUGAAUGCGGCGGUCUGUACCCGCCACCAUCGCUAUACGCCCUACUCCGACUGUACUUGCUGCCCGACAUCGCUCUGGAGCACAAACAUUCACUCCUGCUCUACCUCUUGCUGGACUAUUCCAUGCUUUACGAUGAAAUGCGGUAUGAGGCGGUGAUUCGUCGGUUAAUGCAGUUCCCGACCAUGUUUGGUCUGAGUAAUACAGCUAUCAAAGCAACGCAGGCGUUCUGGCAUCUUGACCACAGGGACUUUGACUUCGCCCUGGACCAACUACAAUGUCUAACUGGCAACACACUAUCAGACUGGCAACACCACGUUGUAUUAUCCUCCCUACUCGCACAAAAAAAGACCCAAGCGGCAUUGCAAUAUUUACAUGUUAAAAAACCUCCGCCCAUACAAAAUAUGAAGGAUGGGGAAGAUAAUGUGAACGAGCAUUAUAAACUGGAGGAUUGGCAAUCUUGCUGCAAUUUGUAUUUGGCUAGAGGGUUGGUGUUUGAGGCCUUGGACGUCAUAAGGAUGUGCGUACGGAACGCUGACUCGGCUGAGGAUAAGGCGCAUUUGCUGAAUUUCUUUUACAAAGGUUGCCGCAACACUGGACAACUAUCAAAGGUCCUCCAAGUGACCCUAUUGCCGUUUGAGGAGGAGGUCUUCAUAAAGUACCUGCAGGACUGCAACGAGUCGCAGACAUCUGAACUACUUGUCAUGUACUAUUUGCAACAGGCUAGAUACCUUGAAGCAGAACAGUAUAACAGCAAAAUAAAAUCAAAAGGUCGUCCCAAAGAUAUGGCAACAUCCGCGGAAUCAAUUCUGGACGUGUUAGACAGAGAGAGCGCUAGAGACACGCUGGUAGAAGUUCUCUGCUCCACUCUACCUACCAUUGCUACUUCAGUGGCCAGAGUGGCUUUAACGAACUUUGACACGCACAUCACAAAACCAAAGCCUAUGUCAGUCUACGUGCAAGCUACGUCUCCCAAAAAUACAUUCACCUACAAAUCAUCUUUUAUACAAGACACCAUAGAGAAUGCCAGUGAAACGUGGGUCAACAAGCCAAAGUGGAGGAAGGGAAUGAAACGCGCGCUCAACGUUCAAGAAACUCCAUUUAUUUGCACUCCGAAGACUAAUAGAAUAAGGAGCCUACUGGCUUCAGAGCAAAGAGGAUCGGAAGCGACACCACCAAAGCGAGCAAAAUUAGACCUUACUGGCACACCCCGAACACCUAAAAUGCCCUGCAAUCUAAAAGUCAGUGAGGCUCUCAGCCAACAAAUGGCCAGUUUACUGGACAUGCCAGAAGUUCAGACACCACAGAAAUAUUAUGACAGGAGUGGGGCUGAUACACCACAGAGUAUAUUAAAGAAUCGUCGAUUGGACGACCGCGACAGAGACGUGUCUUCGCCCGCGGACUCCAGGUAUCUGUGCGACACGGACGAAGAGGAAUUAGAGACCGCCAGCAACCACACGCACUACAGUGAUUCUACUAAUAAACACCUCCGCUUCACCAUCCCAACGGCGUCGGAAGCGGAGUCGACGCCCUCCCCUAUUGCGAUACCAGUGAAACGAGAACCGAGAGAGACGGAAGAUGAAACUGACAGAGGCGGACAUAGUGACAGCUAUAAGAGUACCAUGAGCGAAGCACAUCCUAUGGAGUCGCCGCCGAAGAAAUUCGCCGCUGAAGAAGUUAGGCCUAAAAAAUGGUACAAGGACACUGUUCGGGCCAGGAUAUCCCUAUCACUCUCGGCUAACAGUAGUCUAUCGGAUGACCCCAACACCUCAAUAGAAAGUAUCGCCGACAUUGCAGUCACACUAUUCAACCCACGCUAUUCGGCAGACAAAAAACGACUUUCGCUCUCGGACUAUAACGACCAAAAUAAAACAGAAAUGGAGAGUGAUAUUAAACAGGAGAAAGAGGAGAUGGAGAUGGAAAUAGAAGAAGAGAAGAGCAUGGAAGGUUCUAGGGUGUUUGUGCCUCGGACGCCGCAAUGUCGUAGAAGUAUUAGAUCAGGUGUGGGACAGAAUAUACCCUUGAAGAACAGAAGUUGUUCCGGAACGCCGGAGCGUAUGGACUCGCCGGUUGCACUAACUCCGUUGCGGCCUCUCAGAGCGACCAGGACCAGGUCCAGGUCACGUACGCCCGAGUUAAGUCCACACUCGUCCCCACUGCCGCCCAUUCUGGAACAACCCAAGCAAGAGCUCGAAACUGAACCACACCCCAAGGCCACUACACUAAGCGCUCCCAGGCAAAUCAGAAGCAGAUCGCGUACGCCGGAAAGACAAGAUAAACUGUACAAAGAAUCUCCACGGCUGGAAGCGAUAAAGGAAUCUCCCACAAAACCGGUCGAAUCACCACCCGCUUCGCCUUCUAGACGCAAUUUGAGGAGCCGGUCGCGUACUCCCGAAGUUACCAUGGUGCCUGAACAACCGGCUCCAAGUCCCCGAAGUUUAAGAAGCCGUUCCCGGACUCCUGAAGUAGCCGUCGUAGCGGAACAAGUUCCUUCAAGCCCGCGUAGUUUAAGAAGCCGCUCUCGAACCCCGGAAACAGAAAUAAUAUCUGAAUCUGACGCUGUAAAGAGUCCACGCAGUGUGAGAAGCUGUAGGGCGAAAACACCAGAAAAACUAAUGUCUCCAAAGACAGAACACGUUUCUAGGCGCAGAAAAUCGCUCACUAGAAUCGUGCUUGAAGCUAAUACUUUUGCCAAAACGAAACAAAUAGAAAAUAUGGAUACUGAAGUCGUAGAAGAGAAGACAAACGUAGAAGAGAAGAGCGAAGCCGCAAUGGAAUGCACGCCAAUGAAAUCUUCGAAAGAAAUACCAAGUUUAACAGACAUUAAUUUCUCGCCUAUAACCAACAAAUCAGUAUUGCAAAGUUCCUCAGAAAGUCUAUCUGUUACUAUUGAAAAGGGGAUUAAAACUACUGACGAUAAUCCAGCAUCAGCAGCAGCAGUAAAAGCUUUGCCAACGUUUACAAUAAAUGAGACUUACAUAGAAAAGUCUGUAUUAUUUAGCUAUGAGAGCAGUGUAGCUGAUAAUUCUAAUAUUCAAGAAGAAAAGACUGAAACAGUCACUAAGAGUCACAUAAAACUACCAGCCUUUACCACUAUAGAUGAAGAUUUCGGCAAAUCAGUACUGCGAAGUGUAGAAAGUAGUAUUGCGGAGUCUAGCAAUGAAGACAUAAAUGUAAAAGAAAAGGCUGAGGAUGGCCCUCAAAUUGGUGAAAAGUUUGAAGGAAUUUCGAGUAUCGCUUUCAAAUUGCAUGAAGCAGAAUUAGGAAAAUCAGUCCUAGCUAGUUGUGAAAGCAGCGUUGCCAAAAAUGAGGAUUCAACGAAUAGAGUCAACAGAAACUUAGGCGAAACCUUUAAAGAUGGCUCUAGUAUAAUGACGAGUGAUAGUGAAGUUGAAAUGAAAGAUAAUUGGAAAUCUCAAAUGGAGACUAAGGCGAGAGUGAUUCAAAGAGAAAAAGAGAGCAUAGUUGAUAUUGAGAGGGAGAUAAAUGAGAUAGAAGGAGAGAUGUCGGAUGACUGUAGAAUUGAGACUGACUCUGGGGAUGGAGAAAUUGACGAAGAAGAUCAUGAUGAGGAAGAAGAGCAUGAUGAUGAAGAAGAGCAUGAUGAGGAUGAAGACUCCAGUGAAAGUGAUGAAGAAGAAAGUGUGGAAGACGAUAGCGAGGAAGAAGAGGAAUCUGAAGUAGAUGACAACAAUGACGGGGAAAUAAUACCUAUCUCAGAUUCCGACGAGUCGUCUGACAAAGAAAGGCUUCAAAUAGAUGAACCAUCAUCAGAUGUGACUACAGAACCAAUUUUAGAUGAAGAAUUCGAAAACUUCUACCAACAUGCUGCAGCUAUAGAACUCGACCAUACAUCCACAGAAUCCGACAAAAUUAAAAAUAUACCAACAAAACCUUACGAAACUAAACCGGAACAAAGGGAAGAACUACCUACUUCAACUGCCACUGACUUAACAAGCGUUAUAGCAACAGAAAUAGAAGUUGAAAGUGAAGUAAUAGUAAUGGAAAGUGAAUCGGUAUUUGAAGAUAGUUCGAUAUAUCAAUUGGACCAAGCUUGUAUGCUGACAAUGCUUACCGAUGACGAUUCCGCCGUAGAUACUAAUCAAUCUAAUUUGAACUAUUCUGAAAGGCAGAAGAUUGAAGAAGGCGAUGUGAAAAUUAGAGAUGAAAAGCCGAUGGAGAUUGAACCAAAUGUAGUCAACGAAUCUAUAAUUAUGGCACAAACCCUAUAUGUAUCUAAAGAACCAGACCAGACAUUCACUGAAUCCGACCAAAUUAAAUGUAUAGCUAUAAAACCUGACGAAAAUAACAAAAUAGCUAUAGAAUCGGAUCAAAUGAAUGAAGUCCCUACUUCGACUGCAGAUAUUGACUUAAAUAAUGUUAAAGCAACGGAAAUAGAAGAUGAAAAUAAACGAACGGUUAUGGAAAGUGAAUCAGUAGGCGAUGAUCAUUCAACAAAUCUGUUGGACCAAGCUCAAAUGUCAAUUCUCACUGAUGAUAAUUCCAAUGUUGAAACUGAUCAAUCUAAUUUGAACUAUUCAGAAGGAACUAAGGUUGAAGAAGGCGAUACGAAAGAUAGAUGUGAUAAACAGAUAGAGAUAAAUAAACCUAAGGCAUCGCCAGAGUUAGCCGUGGAAAUUCCUCGCCUUGAUAUAACGGAGAUUAUUAAAAAGAAAACGGUCUUAGCUGAAGAUUUUGAUACUGAUGACAGAAGCAUUGAAAAAAAACAAAUAUCGUCAUCUACGAAAAAACGUACAACGUCUACCUCCAACAAGCCUAGGGAUGAGGGAGAAACAAAAAUAGAACCAAAAACACCCACGCGCAAAAGGACUCAAUCUACAUCUGCACUCAAAUCUGAGGCUGAUAAAACACCGGAGAGCGAAGUUUCCACGCCAUCUUCUAGAAGACGAUCCAAAACACCUACUUCUACAGAGGUUAGAAGAAUACUCACUCGUCGAGCGUCAAAAGAGCUAGGCGAAGACGUAUCUACAGUAGAUGAAGAAGCACUAACACCGAGACGUCGUUCCACUCGUUCUAGAAGCAAGAAUGAUGAUGACUCAUCCGUCAAAUCUUCUAGAAGUACGGCGAGUGAAAACGCGGGCGAUGUGAAGAGUGUAAGGAAACGCAGGCCGUCGUUGAAGCCUGAACUGACUGUGAUUCCAGAAGUCACUAGUGAGGAAUCGAACUUAGAAACACUAGAAGAAAUUCAUAGUGACUACUCCAAUGCCAGAAGACUGACAAGACAUCAGAAAAAAACGCUGGAUGCCCUGCUCGAGACCAGGAGCCCACGCACCCCGAGGCGUCGCGCGAGCGCUGCCUCGCGCGAGGCAGAUGACGACGCGGCUUCCACUAACUCCGCUCAGGAAGAAGGCUCGAUGGAAACGGACGAAUCGCGAGCGUCGCCUGACUCCACUUCUAGUAUUAGACCACGAGCACGCCUAGCACGGGCCGCCUCCGAGACGAAGUCGUCGCCAAAGCCCGUUCGAGCCACUCGGAGAAUGUCCGUUGAUAUAGCAACAGUGGUGGAGAGCGAGUCCCCGGCGAGCGCGACGCGCGGGCGGCGCGCGUCGUUCGCGCGCGCGUGCGAGGCGCUACAAACGCCUAAAGGCAGGCGGACCUCCUCCGACACCAGGAGUCUACAAAGCUCUCCAAGUUCGGAGGUGGAGACGCCCACCACCCCGGCGACCCGCGGACGACGCAAUCGUCGUGGUUCUACCAGCCAGAAAUAAUGACUUCCAUACAAAUAACACGUCCGAGACGUGCCGCUGACAAAAUUAAGUUCCAAGAAGAAGAUUAUUAUUAAUUUAGUUUUCAAUUUUCUAUUUCUACUAAUAAAAUAUUGUGAUUGCAUUUACAUAAGGAAUAAAAUUAAGUAUAACAGU